Messenger RNA from Xiphophorus hellerii (green swordtail), 2757 nucleotides. It is a transcript of the gene clic5b, whose product is annotated as chloride intracellular channel 5b. The record is from RefSeq and is a predicted model, not a curated record. The coding region runs from base 90 to 1406 and encodes 438 amino acids. NCBI's taxonomy places the organism in Eukaryota, Metazoa, Chordata, Actinopteri, Cyprinodontiformes, Poeciliidae. The transcript is spliced from 6 exons.
UUUGCCCAGUCACUAGUCAGUGAGAGGCAGGCGGACUCCGAACACUGCACAACUUUCCCUCCACGCCUAAACACCAAAAUCCGAGCGUUAUGGAUCACGUCUACGAACACGUCGAGCACAAUGGCGGAGCCGACAGCCCCAACCGACAGCCCAGGUAUGAGAACAUAGGUGAGGGAACGAACCAUCUGUACAGCGAGGUGCAGGUCCACGCCCCGCAGAGGGGCGAGCGCAGCUCCCCGGACUACAUGGAGAUCAAGGACGGUGACAAGCACAGCAAGUCCUCAUCGUCGUCGUCCUCCUCCUCCUCCUCCUCGUCCUCCAGCGACGACGAGGGAGACCGGGGAGACCUGACGGAUGAACAACAAGUUGUGGCGACGAUGGACCUGCCGCCUGAGCCAGAAGGGGUGAACAAAGAGGAGCAUGACAGCUCCCGGCGCUCAUCAGCCUCCUCUCACGCCUCCUCUUCCUCAUCCUCCUCGUCCUCCUCCCACCACGGGGACCCCUGUGACGACCCUCCGAUUGAAAGCAACAUCCAGGAUGAGGAUAAUGCCAUGGACGGGUUGCUGAUGUCUUACACCCAUCCCAACACCAUCCCGAAGACGAAGGAGUCUGUGGACUACAGCAUUAAAACUCUGGAGAACGUCACUCUGGAUGGCAGCAGCGCGGCCCCGGCUGACCCCAACGAGCCCAAGGUCUCCCUCUUCGUCAAGGCAGGAAGUGAUGGAGAAAGCAUCGGCAACUGUCCUUUUUCCCAACGUCUCUUCAUGAUCCUCUGGCUCAAAGGAGUGGUCUUCAACGUCACAACUGUUGACCUCAAGAGAAAGCCAGAAGAUCUGCAGAAGCUGGCUCCGGGGACGCACCCCCCUUUCCUAACCUUCGACGGUGACGUCAGGACCGACAUCAACAAGAUCGAGGAGUUUCUUGAGGAAGUUCUCUGCCCUCCAAAGUAUCCCAAACUGGCUGCCAGGCAAAGAGAGUCCAAUACAGCUGGAAACGACAUCUUCGCCAAGUUUUCAGCCUUCAUCAAGAACACCAAAGCCGAGGCCAAUGCCGCUCUAGAGAAAGGUCUAACCAAAGCCCUGAAGAAACUUGAUGAUUACCUCACAAGCCCCCUGCCUGAAGAGAUCGACGCAAACAGCAAGGAGGAAGAAAAGGCCUCCAAACGGCUGUUCCUGGAUGGAAAUGAACUCACCCUGGCAGACUGCAACCUGCUGCCCAAGCUGCAUAUAGUGAAGAUCGUCGCGAAGAAGUACCGCAACUACGACAUCCCGUCAGAAAUGACAGGCGUGUGGCGGUAUCUGGAAAACGCCGGCUCGCGCGAAGAGUUCACCAGCACCUGCGCCGCAGACGCCGAGAUCGAGAACGCCUACAAGGACGUGGCGAGGAGACUGGCCAAAGCCAAAUAGCUCACCAACCCCCAUCCUGAGCGCCAAUGCAAUAAACUAGCAACACACACAACAUCCAUAAGCAAACAGAAAAAAAAUUUACACUACUCGGUAUAUUCUUCGUGCGACACUCUGCAGAAACAAAAGAUCUUUGUCUUUUUCAGCGCCAGAUGUGAUGGAUUGCAAUAAUUCAGUGCUCCCUGUACUUAAACGGUAUUUCAAUCACAUCGGCAGACAUGGCAUAACAGAAGCGGAGCAGAAGAUAAAUCGAACCCUAUUUAGCUUGACCUGAAGCCAGCUUUUAGUCGGCUCUGCUGUGAAACUUCUGACAAAACUCUUUUCACUCAAACGUGAUUGUGUCUGUCCUUAUACGUUCCUCGUAAGACAAAGCCCUCUUUCAUACGUCCUCCACAGCACGGCCAAAACAUUUUACUAGCUGCCGAUGUCAAGGUUGUUGGCUUUAUUUAUUCCCGAGCCCACAGAGGUCUAGCCUGACUCCUGUGUUUAUUAUCGAGCUCCGGCUCCAGGGGAGAGACACCUUGUUUCAUCUGUGAUGGAUGAUUAACGCCCAAAGCUUUCCGAACACGACAGCUCCAAUUCUCAGUUUUCAAUCGUCCGUCAUUCCUUUUUUUUUUUUUCCCCCCCCCUUGGUAUUGCUACAUUAAUUCUUGGGGUUUGUUUUUAUUUUAGCUUAUGAGUGUCUUGAGAUUCCCAUCCUACUCUUGAAAGAUUUAAUGACAUUUAAUGAACAAACUUGCCCACGUCGGGGCUUUUAGAGAACAAAGUUAAAAAUUUUGUGACUUUUGUUGAAUAAUAAAAAAAAAAAGAAGAAAAAAAUCUGAAACACAAGCCAUUGUGAUUGAUGGACUCAUUGGGAUUAAAUGCAUUGCAACAAGGAGUUAAAGCUUGUAGUUCCCCCCUUCCCCUCACUUGUUAAAAAUCCACUUCAGGUAUUGAUUUUGUCUCGAGUUACCUCAUGAUAUUAUAAAUGGAGGUACUAUUUAUUCAGCGGCCCAAUCAGGUCUGAUUAGGUAGAGCCAUUAGUGGCGCGAUGAAAACCAUCUUCCAGACCAGUUCCGUACUGGUCAGAAGCCCUGCCCUGCAGCUCCACACUCUGAUGAGUCCAUCAACAUCCACUGCUUAAAAAGUUCAGGUUUAGGAGUCUCAGUGUCCACAUAGAGGAGAGAGGAAACUUGUCUUGGGGGCUUGCUGUUUUUGGCUUGCUGUAACGUUUGCGACUAUAGCGAGACUUCCUCGAAGAGCCAUAAGGCUUUUGUAUGGUUUGGACAAACACAUGAUGUGAAACCGGAGCUUGAUGACUGAGAGAGUAGCUCACAGCGAAGCUCUGCAAAUAAAUCAAUAUUUUCACAGA